AUGAAUACAUUCAAGAUAUCCAAUUUCGUUAUGGUGCUCAUAAUGAUCUCGCUAAGUGUUGAGGCUAAUUACCUCAAGUACGUCGCCCCUUCUUCCCGACAUGCUAUGGUUCCUCCGGGAGCAUAUUCUUCACCGGCAGUGGGACAGGAGACGGCCAUAAAUUACCGACUCGGAUAUGGACCAUAUGGUGGGGUGAUAGCCGCUACACGAGGAAAAAAAGGUGGGUUACGUAUAAAUGCAUUGACAUGUGACAAAAGUCCCAAAGUAUGUCGUCUCAAAGGCAGUUCAGGUCGUGAUUGUUGUCGUAAGAAGUGCGUGGAUUUGAGAACCAACAAAUUGAAUUGUGGAAGAUGUGGGAAAAGUUGUCAAUACUCGGAGGUUUGUUGCAACGGAUACUGUGUGAACCCGAUGUUUGAUAGGAGACAUUGUGGAGGUUGCUUUAAGAAGUGUAACAAAGGGAGAUCGUGUGCCUAUGGGAUGUGCAGCUAUGCUUAA
Molecule: messenger RNA, 495 nt
Organism: Thlaspi arvense
Lineage: Eukaryota; Viridiplantae; Streptophyta; Magnoliopsida; Brassicales; Brassicaceae
Source: the annotation of a GenBank genome assembly